Molecule: messenger RNA, 715 nt
Organism: Balearica regulorum gibbericeps (East African grey crowned-crane)
Lineage: Eukaryota; Metazoa; Chordata; Aves; Gruiformes; Gruidae
Source: RefSeq, a predicted model, not a curated record
GGAAGAUCUUUGUCAUUUAAGACCUUCCUCAUCUGGGUUUUAAUCAGUAUUUACCAAGGUGGUAUUCUGAUGUAUGGAGCCCUGCUGCUUUUUGAAUCUGAAUUUGUACAUGUCGUUGCCAUUUCCUUCACUGCCCUAAUCUUGACUGAGCUCUUGAUGGUUGCACUGACCAUACGAACAUGGCACUGGUUAAUGGUGGUGGCUGAAUUUCUCAGUCUUGGCUGCUAUGUGGCCUCUCUUGCAUUUCUAAAUGAAUACUUUGGUAUAGGCAGAGUGUCUUUUGGAGCUUUCUUAGAUGUUGCCUUUAUCACAACUGUGACCUUCCUGUGGAAAGUGUCAGCAAUCACUGUUGUAAGCUGUCUUCCACUUUACAUCCUCAAGUACUUGAAGCGCAAAUUUUCUCCUCCAAGUUACUCCAAGCUUACCUCGUAAAAGUAAUUAUAUUCCUGUGGUUUUUCGCUCACACCAGUCUGCAAAUUGCACAUUCACCGUGCUUUAGUGUCUAUGGGUUUAUGUGGGACUAAAGAAAUUAAAAAAUAAAAGAGCAUGAAUAGCACAAAAAGAGGAGGAAACAUCCGACAGGUACAAUAACAUAGAAGUACACUUAACAAGACUAUCAGAGAUAAACUAAACUUUCGUCAUAUUGAUUUUUUUUUUUUUUUACUUUCAGUUGCUAUGAUUAUAAAAUAAAAUCAAAUUGCCUUUGAUUUGACAA